AUGGACCCCUUAGUUCAUUCCAAGAUGCUUUUCAGCCUUUCACUUCGUCCUUCCUUAAGGCAACGACGCUUCAUACAGUCUCCGAGAAGUAAAUUGGAAGAGCGUAAGAGCAGAAGAGGAGAAAGAUGGUGAAAGUCACUACCUACUUCGCCAUGUCAUUGGGUGCCUUCAUUUUCUGGCAGUCUAUGGACAAACUCCACGUCUGGAUUGCUCUCCAUCAGGACGAGAAGAAAGAGAGAAUGGAAAGGGAAAUGGAAAUCAAGAGGGUCAGAGAAGAGCUACUGCAACAAGCCAAGCAAAACGAUUCUCCGGCAUAAGUUUCUCAUUUAUUAGCAGUGGCUUUGCUUUUGAACUUUCUAUUUUGUCAUGUUGUGCAACUGUUAUCUUAACAUUUUAAUAAAAGAUUCCACAUAAAACAUAGUAAACAGUUCGAAUUGAAUGGUUUAUUCUCAGUGAAACGUACCUUGUUCUCUCCUCUUAA
Molecule: messenger RNA, 481 nt
Organism: Macadamia integrifolia
Lineage: Eukaryota; Viridiplantae; Streptophyta; Magnoliopsida; Proteales; Proteaceae
Exons: 2
Coding region: 126-317 (63 amino acids)
Source: RefSeq, a predicted model, not a curated record